UUUCCCUUAGCUUCUCCCCUCAAAGGUCGCAUUGAUUCUCUCUUUCUCUUUCUUUUGUUUUUCUCUUUAAAAAAAAUUUCUUUUUCUUUUUUAAUUCUCUCUCCUUUAUAUAUUACAUUUCUUUUUCACUGUACUUUAGAGAGAAAGAAGCCAUUCAUUUGCUCACCCGGGAUUUUUAUUUCUCUUUUGGAAGGGUGAUCAUCAUUGGACACAGCAGAGACUUUGAAAAGAAGAGAAACAGCAGAGAUUUUUAAAGCUUGGGUUUUUGUUUUUAGAUAGAAAAAUUGAAAUGGGAUCAUCUUCAGGGCAAAGUAGUGGAAGCUAUGAUCUUUCAUUCAAGAUCUUGUUGAUCGGAGACUCGGGUGUUGGCAAGAGUAGUUUGCUUGUUAGCUUCAUUUCAGUUUCUGCAGAAGAUCUAGCUCCCACCAUUGGUGUGGAUUUUAAGAUCAAGUUGUUGACAGUUUGUGGGAAGAGAUUAAAGCUUACUAUAUGGGAUACUGCUGGACAGGAAAGGUUCAGAACAUUAACAACCUCUUACUAUAGAGGUGCCCAAGGGAUCAUACUUGUUUAUGAUGUAACACGGAGAGAAACCUUCACAAAUCUGUCCGAUGUUUGGGCCAAAGAAGUGGAGCUCUAUUCUACCAAUCAGGACUGUGUCAAGAUGCUUGUUGGAAAUAAAGUUGAUAAAGAUUCUGAAAGGGCUGUAAGUAGAGAAGAAGGGAUUGCGCUUGCAAAAGAGCAUGGAUGUAUGUUUCUUGAAUGCAGUGCUAAAACAAGAGAAAACGUGGAGCAAUGCUUUGAAAAGCUGACAUUGAAGAUAAUGGAAGUUCCAAGUCUUUUGGAAGAAGGGUCUGCUGUAGGGAAGAGAAACAUCUUAAAGCAGAAACCAGAGCACCAGGCUCCUGCUGGCGGUGGUUGUUGCUCUUAAAUCGCAGUGAUAUCAAUAGAAAGCCCACGCAGCCAUGUUGGUGGCUUUAAGCAAGCUUCCACCUUAACAGAUUGCGAACAAAUCGUGUAUAUGAUCAUUUCUUUCAAUAUUCUAUACUGCUGUUCUUUCCAAUGGAGUUGCCAUAGUUAAUUGUAUCACCAUCACUCAAAAUUAACUUGUGUAAAUUUGUUUGCCUUUUGCUUUUUUUUCUUGGUUAAUUUUAGUUUGUUACUCAUGGUAGAAAACCAGAUUGAAUGCUUUUUCAUUGAUUAAUUCAGUGUAGUUGUUAUUCUGGAUGGCAAAAAACUUUUGCUUACAACUCACUUUUUCUGAGUUGGUUAACAUUUUUGCUUUGCAAAUUACAGUGAAAUUAAAUGAAACAAAAACAAAUAAGAUUGCAUUCAACUUUUGCAAUUGGGAAAUAAUGGAGCAAUUCAUCAGCCUAUAAAUCUUGGAUUUGGAAAUUGGAAACCAUUUUGACUUGCAUGAUCUCUC
Messenger RNA from Durio zibethinus, 1423 nucleotides. RefSeq names its product ras-related protein RABC2a-like. The record is from RefSeq and is a predicted model, not a curated record. Gene Ontology annotation, molecular function: GTPase activity; GTP binding. NCBI's taxonomy places the organism in Eukaryota, Viridiplantae, Streptophyta, Magnoliopsida, Malvales, Malvaceae.